CUUCCACUGUAGGAGGCAGAAGGUUUAGGGAUUUGGUUACAGAACAUCAUGUAUUUUUGACUAAUACAUGCAUAACAACGAGUCACCAUGACUAUCGGGAUUUUUGGCACGUGGGACCAUCAGUUCAAUGCCACUGAGCAAGCACUCACAGACAAGAUGAAGAACAACCCUUGCUAUCCAUUCACUAUAGUGAAGGACAUGUUUGUUCUUGAAUACCUGCAUGAAAACAUCUGGAAAGGUUCACUGCUACUGAUCGCCUCCACCAUUGGAACAGCCUGCUACAUGAACAUGGAGUUUGGGGACCAUCACAAGUAUACUGGGUUCCUGGUGUUCAGCCUGUGUCUCUCUCUGUGGCUGGUCUGUUCCGGGGCCUUCCGCCGGCGCCUGGUGAUCGAUCACAAGAAGAAGGAGUACCGCUACUACAUUCACACACACCUACGUCACAGGGGCCCCUUGCACCAGAUCUACAUACGCAUGAUAGCACAGGAGAGUGGACAGGGACUGCUGAUGUACAAGCUGAUGCUAAAUGGAUACAAGAUUGAAGAGAGGGAGCUCAGUGGCUUCUCAGAGAAAUAUGAGCUGUUGGAGUGCCAGGGCAGGAGGAUAGCGACGAAACUCAACCUCAAUUACUUUGACUACCAAGACACUUCGAAACGCCACCUUGUCUUCCACAGGCCCAAAAUCAUCCUGUCUGCCAACAAUGAUUGCAACAAUCCACCUGUUUGAGGAUGAGGAAGUUCCUCUGUGAUCAAUCACGUGGUGCUGUCAGUGUCCCUGCUAUGUUGCCUUUACCCUAUCCAUAUUCCAUAAACAGCCCAAAUUCAAAGAUGAAA
Molecule: messenger RNA, 833 nt
Organism: Coregonus clupeaformis (lake whitefish)
Lineage: Eukaryota; Metazoa; Chordata; Actinopteri; Salmoniformes; Salmonidae
Product: transmembrane protein 249
Exons: 6
Coding region: 88-726 (212 amino acids)
Source: RefSeq, a predicted model, not a curated record